AUGGCCAAAGUAAUUAUCCCAUAUAAAUACCAAAUAGAAUUGGAUGACAAUUUACCAUUAUGGCACGACCUGGAGACUAACCAUUCGGUUCAAUUUCUCAAAUAUCACAUGGACACGCCAGAAGAAUUCAUUAAAUAUAUCAAUGACGAACAAAUUAACUGUAUUUGGAUAACAGAGGAUUUUUUCACAUAUUUAGGAGGCCCAACACCCUAUUGGAACUAUUUCCCUGAUUCUAUGAAGGCUAUUGUAGUCCCAUGGGUUGGUUGCGAUUUUAUCGAUGGGAAGAGAUUAUGGGAAGAAAAGGGAAUUGUGCUUUGUAACGUUGGCCCUAAUGCAGCUUCAAAUGUAAGUGACCUAUGCUUAUAUCUGGUUUUAAGUUGUUUCAGAAUGACAAGUUUUUCCGAAUAUUGUUUCAAAUUUAUUGAUACAGGAGAUGUUGAUGCUUGUAAAGAUCAUAUUGGCAGUAAGAAAAGUGAUGUCAUUACACACACUUUAACUAAUAGCGAAGGAACGUCGUUUGAGUAUAAGUAUCCGAAGAAAAAAGAAAGAAGUGAUGUUCCAAUUAAUAUUGUUCAAAAUUACAAUUUUGGAGGGAAACAUAUUGUUUCACCAACUAAUAAGAAUGUGUUAAUUUUAGGGUUUGGUUCCAUUGGACAAAUGAUUGGUAAAAAAUUAAACUCUGCAUUUAAUAUGAAAAUUAACUAUUAUAAAAGAACAGGUCCCGUACCAAAAGAAAUUUUGGGUUAUGAUGCUACAUAUGUCAAUUCUUUAACUGAUCCAAAGGCUUGGUGUGAUGUGGACGUUAUUAUAUUAUCUUUACCAAGCAAUCCGCAGUCAGAUAAUAUCAUAAACAAAGACACCUUAGCCAUGUGUAAGGAUGGUGUAAGAGUUGUGAAUGUUGGUCGUGGAUCAUGUAUCAAUGAAGAUGAUCUUCUGGAUGCCUUGAACUCUGGGAAAGUAAAUAGCUGUGGGUUAGAUGUAUAUAAAAAUGAGGAUACCAAGGUCAAUGAAAAAUUAUUAUCCAGAUGGGAUGUCACAGCAUUACCACAUAUGGGUAGUGCAGAAUACGACAUUGUGCUAUUAGAAACCCAAAUUACAUUAGAAAAUAUUGAAGAUAUAUUUAUUAAGGGAGGUCAUGGUAUAUACACAGUCAAUGUAUGA
Messenger RNA from Maudiozyma barnettii, 1161 nucleotides. Its product is annotated as glyoxylate reductase. Gene Ontology annotation, cellular component: cytosol. The coding region runs from base 1 to 1161 and encodes 386 amino acids. The record is from RefSeq and is a predicted model, not a curated record. The transcript has a single exon. Gene Ontology annotation, molecular function: hydroxypyruvate reductase [NAD(P)H] activity; glyoxylate reductase (NADPH) activity; NAD binding. NCBI's taxonomy places the organism in Eukaryota, Fungi, Ascomycota, Saccharomycetes, Saccharomycetales, Saccharomycetaceae.